Molecule: messenger RNA, 627 nt
Organism: Penicillium nucicola
Lineage: Eukaryota; Fungi; Ascomycota; Eurotiomycetes; Eurotiales; Aspergillaceae
Exons: 1
Coding region: 1-627 (208 amino acids)
Source: RefSeq, a predicted model, not a curated record
AUGUCCACCGUCAAAUUGCCCACCUGGAAGACAAAAAACUUCACAGCAGCAGCCCCGAUAGAAGCAGAAUUACUUACCGAGUUCUCCAUCGAUGCGCCGCCAUCAAGUGAUCUCUGGUCCUUCCCAGAUUCAACAGCAAAGAACAACAUCCCGAUGGUGUACAAACAAAUACCGCUAGGUAAAUUUAAAAGAAUGCGUGUCACGCUAUCCACCAAAACCAUGGCACAAUAUACCCAAGGGGGGCUAGUGAUGAUGAUGGGGGAAGCAGCGGGAAACGAAAAAUGGAUCAAAACGGGGAUUGAAGUGAUGAACGGAGAGCAGAUGGUAUGUGUUGUGGGGAAAGAUCAAGGGCCUGAUAUGAGUCUUGGUCGUCGGCUCAGUGCAGGUGAAUGGUUCACGAUUGAAAUGGCGAGGAAAGAUCAUGACCUUGUCAUUAGCGAUGUGAGCAUGGAGAGUGGGAGCGAGACGGGACAUGUCUCGAUUCUUCGUGAGAUUGGGUGGGUGUUUGCUGGAGAUUUGGCGGUGGAGUGUUUGUUUGGUGUCUAUGCGGCGAAGCCUGGGACUACGGAUGAGGAGGGCGUGGUUGAAUUUAGAGAUCUUGUUUUUGAGGGGGAGGAUUUGGAUUGA